UUUUUUUUUUUUUUUUUUUGGCGCCCGCGCGCAGCGGCGGCUCCCCGCCUCGCCCAGCCCGAGGACCCUCGGGGGGGGCGGCUCUCCCUCCCUCCCCCCCCCACCCCCCCCACCCCCCCCCGCCGCGCGCAGCCCCCCGGCGCGGAGGCUGGCGCAUGCCACAGCGCGCCUCGGCGCCGCCGCCGCCCGCCCGCCGCUCGCCGCCUGCCGCCGCCCGCCGCCGCCGCCGCGCCUCGGCGCCCGGCUGCUUCAUGAGUGGCGGCCGGCAUGCCCGGGUGGUAGCCGCGGGCCCUCCCUCGCGUGCCGCAUGUUCAGGACCAAACGCUCGGCGCUCGUCCGGCGGCUCUGGCGGAGCCGCGCGCCCGGCGGCGCCGAGGAGGAGGAGGCGGCGGGCGAGCCCGGCGGCGCGGUGGCGGCGGCGGCGGCGGCGGCGGGCGGCGGCGGCGGCGGCGGCGGCGGCGCCGGGCGCGGGUGCUGCGCGGGCAAGGCGGGCGCGGAGGCGGAACUCAAGGCGCUGACCCACGCGGUGCUCAAGCGGCUCAAGGAGCGGCAGCUGGAGGGGCUGCUGCGCGCCGUGGAGUCGCGCGGCGGGGCGCGCACGCCCUGCCUGCUGCUGCCGGCCAAGGCGGCCGACGCGCGGCUCGGCGCGCACUGGUACCCGCUGCCGCUGCUGCUGUGCAAGGUGUUCCGCUGGCCCGACCUGCGCCACUGCGCCGAGGUGAAGCGCCUCUGCGGCUGCGAGUCCUAUGGCAAGGCGCACCCCGAGCUCGUCUGCUGCAACCCGCACCACCUCAGCCGGCUCUGCGAGCUAGAGUCUCCCCCUCCACCCUACUCCAGAUAUCCGAUGGAUUUUCUCAAACCAACGGCAGAUUGUCCAGACUCUGUGCCUUCCUCCACUGAAACAGGGGGAACUAAUUGUCUAGCCCCUGGGGGGCUUUCAGAUUCCCAAGUUCUUCAGGAGCCGGGGGAUCGGUCACACUGGUGCGUGGUGGCAUACUGGGAAGAGAAAACGCGCGUGGGUCGGCUGUAUUCUGUCCAAGAGCCCUCCCUGGAUAUCUUCUAUGAUCUACCUCAGGGGAACGGCUUCUGCCUCGGCCAGCUCAAUUCGGACAACAAGAGCCAGCUGGUGCAGAAAGUGCGCAGCAAAAUCGGUUACGGUAUCCAGCUCACCAAGGAAGUGGACGGCGUGUGGGUCUACAACCGCAGCAGUUACCCCAUCUUCAUCAAGUCGGCCACACUGGACAACCCCGACUCCAGGACGUUGCUGGUUCACAAAGUGUUUCCAGGGUUUUCCAUCAAGGCGUUUGACUACGAGAAGGCGUACAGCUUGCAGAGACCUAACGACCAUGAGUUCAUGCAGCAACCAUGGACCGGAUUUACUGUUCAGAUCAGCUUUGUGAAGGGCUGGGGCCAGUGCUACACGAGACAGUUUAUCAGCAGUUGCCCGUGCUGGUUGGAGGUUAUUUUUAAUAACCGAUGACUCGAGACAGAGUGGACUCAUGACAUUUAUACUACUUUGCUGCUAUUAUUUCCUUCUGAGUGCUUGCUUUUCAUGCAAACUUUUUUUGUUGUUUUUUUUGUUUUGUUUUGUUUGUUUGUUUGUUUGUUUUCCUGUUUUGAGAAAUAGCUUAUGGGAAGAUUUUUGCCUUGGGAUUUUGAUAAAUAUAUCUAUUUUUUAAAAGCGUGAAUGACCAAUAACUCAGAAGGGCGAGAGAAAGCGCGGGAAGGGGCGGGUGAAUUGCAUACGAUAAUUAUUUCAUUGCUCUGAAACGAUUAUCUUAUGCGAUCGGCGGAUUCGGAAGUCACUUGCUACUUGUUAAGGACAGCGCGUCUCGCCUGAAGCUAAGCCGAGACCCUCUCCCUGCGCCUGCCGGAGGGAUGCUGGGGUGAACGUGGUCCUGCAAAACCUUGCCAGUCAGUUUUUUGCCCCCACGUUUUUUGUGUUUUUUGUGUUUUUUUAAAAGCGUCUGGCUUGUGGGGUUCACGCCUUGCCACGGCGUCGAGCUGCCUGUCCACCGCGGGAGCGCUGGAAGAAGUGAUGCUCGUCCUUUCACUGCUUUUUUUGCCAUGGAUUGAUACGAGGGGAGGAGAAAAAAUGACGGCGGAGAAAACCGUGCAUGGCCCGUGCUUUGCAAUUUGAGCUGAGAUGCAAAGUGACAGAAACAUAAGCCUAGAAAAACAAAAAAACAAAACAAAACAAAGGAAAACAAACGGGGGAAAAAAAGAAAAAGUGUUCACGAUAGUUGGUCUGUUGGAACCUGCUUAGAUCAGGUCAUCCCGGUACCAUCGUAUCUGGAAAUGCAGUUGUGCUUUCAUUUCUUCUUGAAUUCAUACACAAGUAUGAUACUUUUACACUGUUCUUAGCUCAAUGAGCAUGUUUAGACCUUAACAUAAGCUAUUUUUCUAAAUAUAAAGGUUUAAAUGAACAAGAGAGCAUUCUCAUUGGAACUUUAGCAUCGUAGUGCUUUGGAAAUAAAACACACAAAAAAAGGACUCCUUAAAAAAACUCUGAGAUUUAUUAAAGAAAAAAUGUAUUUUAUGUUAUAUAUAAAUAUAUUAUUACUUGUAAAUAUAAAGACGUUUUAUAAGCAUCAUUAUUUAUGUAUUGUGCAAUGUGUAUAAACGAGAAAAAUAAGAAAGAUGCACUUUGCUUUAAUAUAAAUGCAAAUAACAAAUGCCAAAUUAAAAAAAAAAGAACACAAGAUUGGUGUUUUUUUCUAUGGGUGUUAUCAUCCAGAUGAAUGUUUUUUCUAAAGGAGUUUAUGUUCCAUUAAAAAAUAAAAAUGUACACUUGA
Dromaius novaehollandiae (emu) is the source of this 2795-nucleotide messenger RNA. RefSeq names its product mothers against decapentaplegic homolog 7. The record is from RefSeq and is a predicted model, not a curated record. The transcript is spliced from 4 exons. Gene Ontology annotation, cellular component: heteromeric SMAD protein complex. Gene Ontology annotation, molecular function: transcription regulator inhibitor activity; I-SMAD binding. NCBI's taxonomy places the organism in Eukaryota, Metazoa, Chordata, Aves, Casuariiformes, Dromaiidae. Gene Ontology annotation, biological process: anatomical structure morphogenesis; transforming growth factor beta receptor signaling pathway; regulation of transcription by RNA polymerase II. The coding region runs from base 308 to 1480 and encodes 390 amino acids.